GGGGCUCUGGUGUGUCUGGAAGAGCGAAGGCGGACUGCUCCUUCCGCAGGAGAGGCCGCGUCCUGAGGGCGGCGCGCUCGGGACUGAGGGGCACUCCGCGCAGGGGCGGGGCUGGGGCCCGGGGCGGCGGGGCGGGGGGCGCGCGGGGCGUGUGCACCCACGGCCAAGGGCACCUGGUCAGCGGGCCGCCCUGGAAGCUUGGGCCCAGCCCAGCCCAGCGAGUGAGUCUCAUUCAGGAAGUUGUGCCUCUGACAUCAGGGGCAGGACGGAGUUGGAGUGAAACCUCCAAAAUGUGAGGCGCCGGCCGGCGGGCGUGCCAGGAACGCAGAGGGCGCCCUUGCCCGCGCGGGCGGCGCGACGCGGCCCCCACUGACCCUGCCCUCGGCCCGGCCGGGAUCGCUGACCGCCCCGCCGCCCCGGGACUCCCCGGGCCCCGCGCCUGCAGGAAGCCCUCCGGGGAACCGAAAGAUUUGUUCUGCACUCUGGAGGUGAAGAAACUGAGGCACAAAGCAGCUGAAUGACCUUCCAGAGGACACACACUGAGUCUCAGGUGCCGUCGGUGGCAUGCCAAAGCCCAGAGCUGGAGGAGGAGUAAACUGGGCGAGGCUGCGUCCUCUGGAGCCCAGGAUUUGCUAGCGACCUGAGACUCCCCUGGCCCCAGGCUAGCCAAGCGCCAUGGGGAAAAUCAGUGCCUUCUUUAGUGCCAUCUGGGACACCAUCCUGACCAAACACCAGGAGGGCCUCUUCAACACCGUGUGCCUUGGCAUUAUCCUGGGGCUGCCACUGCUAGUGGUCCUCACGCUCCUUUUCAUCUGCUGCCAUUGCUGCUGGAGCCAGCCAGGCAUGAGCGGUCAACAGCCAGAGCAGAACAAAGGGAAGAAGAAGAAGAAGAAGAAAAAGAAGAAGGCUGAAGAAGACCUCUGGAUCUCUGCUCAGCCCAAGCUCCUCCAGAUGGAAAAGAGGCCGUCCCUGCUUGUGUAGCUGGGCAGGAAGCAGAGGUGUCCUCCCUGCGGACCAAGCCGCCUUCCAUCUACAUGCAAGGUCGGGAGCAGCGGCCCCUGAACUGAUGCACUCAGGUCCCCAGAGGAACUACUCAACCAAGGAACAGACCUCAGAGCAAGUGCACCCACGAAGGGGAUCCGUGGGAGGACACGGGCCUUUCUGGGGCACUUCGCAGCCAUAUGCCCAAGAGCAACGCUCUUUACUACAGACUCAGGUGUGCCUUCCCCCUGUGUCUGGCCUGUUCCAUAUGCAAAAGCACAAGGAACACUUAUCCAUACAUUUUGACAUGUCUCCCACAUGCACACACAUGCACACAGUGUGUACCACACACACACACACACACAUGAAUUCAGGCAAUAGAUACCUGGCAAGUAUAUUCUAUUCACCAAAUAGCCACUAAAUGUCUACUUUGUGCAAGGCCCUGUGCAUAAUCUGCUCUUGCAAAAACAUCUCAUAGGAGGGCCUGUCCAGAUUUGGGCACGUGUGCACAAUUAUAUAACCAGACAAGGCAUUACAUAUACCACUCAGGGUAGAGAUGUGUGCCUUCCCAUUCCUAGCCCUUCAUAGUUUUUUACUGGAAAUUCUUGUAUUUGGACAUUCCAGCAUCCUGGUGCAGUCCCUUCCCUGUAUUAUAAUACACACCAAGUUCCCAGGCUUCUGACCUCUUACCUGGGAGGAAAAGUUUAAUAUGUGAUGAAUCAAAAUUCGUGGAAAGCUGUUGUCCUGGGACUCAUACCCAGGUCCUCCUUACCACUGGUAGGUAUGCAAUGUGGCCCAAGACCUUGCUUUGAGAUGCUGUCCCCGGAACCUCGCAGCAAGGCACCCUUCUCCAAGCAAGAGCAAACAGCUCUUGGCAGACUGCUAGCAAGAUACAGAACCCAGGUGUACUCCAUUCACUUCCUGGACUGCCGUGGUGUACCUGUGCAAGGUGUGCUUUACAAAUGGAAAGGAGGUGGCACACUUGAGCCAGAUGCCUCCUAUGUGACCAAAGGUUCUCAGGUGGGGAAGAGAGAUGGUCACCCAUACAGUCCCGCAGAAGGCCCACUGGAAAUGAUUUUAUAAUUUUGUAAUGGAUGCAUAGUAUGUUGCAGGUGGGAUGCAGAAGUUACAGAGUUUAAAUGAAAGUAGGAUGAAGUUAUAUAGAGGUUUAUUAAUAUUUAUCUUGAUGCUAAGGCAAGUGCCUUGCACACAGUUGGUACUCAGACUGGCUGUGGAUGGUGUUGGAUAUGUGAAGAUGUUAAGGGUCAACAUGUAAUACCUCGUCAAUUCCCCCAAGUGACCCUCUCUUCUAAGUGAGCCCACUAAUUGCUGCAAUGGAUGGAAGCUGGGUAUCAAAUUCUGCAGGAGGAUGAAUGCAGAGCAAGGGUCAGGUGGGCAUGGGCACCCUGAGGUCCAUGAGGACGUGUAAACUAGGUCUGCAGUGAGUUGAGGAGAGGGUCUCCCUGCCCUGCUGAGAUUGGGAGGCCUAGCUAAUGCACUUGUAUGAUGAACUGGUUGGUAUUUUGAUUUUAUUGUGAGCAUCUUGCAAAGAUGGGUAAUUCCCAAAUUAGGAACAGGUUGUGCUCUGAAAGUUCAUUUGCAGAUCUGCUGGGUAGCUCUCUUGAAAUAUUUUCCCACCUAAAUGGUGUUGAAAUUGCGAUUUAAUUAAUUAACUAAACUAUGAUAUUUAUAGUAGCAAAAAGCGGAAUUCUGUAAGAGUGUGUUAGUGGGAAAAUGUACUCUGUUUGCUUACUCGGACCACCUGGUACUCACCUGCCCUCCAGGUUCACGCCAGGCCUGUGGAGGGCAGCGUCUGGUGGUGGCUGCUGCCCCAGAGUCUUCUAGCCUGUGACUCUGUGAAUCACAAAGCAGGCUUCUCAGACCAUAGGACCAGUCACAGCCACCCUCUCACACUAAGUGGCCCUAAAACCCCAGGCACUCAGGCCGCUGCUCAUAAACCCCUGUGACCAGAGAAAGAAGCAUUCUCUGAUUUUCUGUCCCCUUGUCACAUGGCUUGUCAUGGAGCAUCGGGCAGUCCCCUUCCCAUCACAGGGUGACUAUUUGUCUCCCCACACCAAUCGCACAUGCUCCCCAUGUCCACCGCUGCCCACCAGGACAAGCUCCCCUUCCUGUCCCCAGCUGUCAGUCCCCCUAAAGUGGAUGAGCUGGGGAAGGCGGAGAGGCUGAUAGCAGAACCUGGGUGUCAGAUACAAUCUGGGCAAGUGGAUCACCCAGAUCUGGCCCCACAAGUAACAUGGUUGCUAUGGCAACUGGCUGCUAGUUUGAAUGAGGAUGGCAGUCGGUUGUCAUAACUGUGACAGGGCCUCUGUGUCCAGGUGCAGCGCCCUGCUGUCCAUCGCAUGGACUUGCUCUACCUCUGGGCGUGAAACACCGAGAAACUCCCCUAUUGGCUGCUUCCUUAGCCAGGACUCAGGAGACCCCAACCCUGAAUGAGUCUCAUCGCCUCCCCCCAGCCUCCCCUGACAGCCUUCACAGAGUACCACACCACUGCCCAGUGCAGGACGGGCCCUCGAAGUGCGUUAAGUGGGUCAUGGAAGGGGCCCGAGGCGAUUACUGGAACCCACUCCCUUCUGCACUUCGUCUUCCCAUACUGUUUCCUUCCUCAUUCCCACUUUCCCCACCCCUGCCCUGUUCCAUCCUCUCCAUGUUUAAUCCUUCCCGGCUUCUGUCCCAGAAGUGCAGUGGGGGCUGCCUCAGGACCGAGCCCGUGGCCCAUCUUGGGGAGGGGGGUGUUAAGCUAAUGGAGGACAAACAGGAUUGUAAGCAAGAGGUUCCUAAACCAGCACAGGCUUGGGGAGCAGCCCCCAGGCCUAGGAUUUGAACAGCUUCAGCCCAACUCAGCAAGGAGGUCUUCUCACCACUGCUCCACAGAUUCGCUUUUUAAUUUUUGGAGGGGGAAAGCAAAGGUGUAGAGAAAGGGCAGUCACCUUUUCAAGAAAAAUAUAAAUGGUCCAAGUUGUAUAGUAUUUGUCAGUAUUUCUUUUUUCUGGAAAAUUCAAACACAUAAAAGAAAAUUUUAUUUAAAUAAAAUACUUUGAAAAUAAAA
Molecule: messenger RNA, 4048 nt
Organism: Manis pentadactyla (Chinese pangolin)
Lineage: Eukaryota; Metazoa; Chordata; Mammalia; Pholidota; Manidae
Product: KIAA0040 ortholog
Exons: 3
Coding region: 676-981 (101 amino acids)
Source: RefSeq, a predicted model, not a curated record